AUGCAGUUCACCACCUCUCGAGGGUCUGUAUGGGGCCACAAAUGGCGGUCUUCGUCGUUAUUCAUUGUCAGCGCCAUGGCAAUGGCGCUGUUCACUGAUGUCUUCCUGUCUACCUUCAUUGUGCCGAUCCUCCCCUACAUCCUGGAAAGCCGUCUCGGUCUCGAUGUGUCCCUGACCCAGCGCAUGAGUUUUGCAUUGCUGGCGUUAAGUGCGGUCACAUCGCUCAUCUGCAGCCCAUUUAUUGGCCACUAUGCGGAUCAGAUGUCUUCGAAGAAGAUCAUGCUGCUCGGCUCAUUGGCUACGGCAUUAUUCUCCACAAUCAUUCUGGCUAUGGCGACUUCAACUUUUACCUUGUUCUUCGGUCGUUUCAUUCAAGCAGUUGCGAGCGCAUUCAUCUGGACAGUGGGAUACGCGACGAUCGCGGACAAUGUUAAGCAGGACAAUCUGGGCAAGACUUACGGGGUGAUCUCCCUUGUCGUGGCUGUGGGUACGUCCGGAGGACCCAUGGCUGCUGGCAUACUGUUCGAGAUAGGUGGAUACUGGUUGGCAUGGUCGAGUGCCUUUGCCAUAAUCGUGGUGGAUAUUGUGCUCCGCGUGUUGAUGAUCGAGCGACCGAGGACGCAACCAGGCACGCCGCGUGGCGACGAUCAGGACCCCGAGAACGAUCCCCUCCUACCAGACAACAUUAGCAUUGUCGAGGAAAAGACGGGGUGGCACUUUUAUACAUAUCUCUUCCGACACCGUCAAUUUGUCUGCGGUGCCAUGAGCUAUUUUGUAUUCGCUGUCUUGAUUUCCAGCUUUGAUACCACCAUCCCUCUUCAUGUUCGGGACGUAUUCGACUGGGGUAGUAUGAUGUCCGGGUUACUUUUCGCCGCUUUACAAGGUCCUGGAAUAAUUAUGAGCCCGCUCUGUGGUUGGUUGAAAGAUCGCUAUGGCACACGGUAUCCAACCGCAGCAGGUUUCGCCAUCCUGACGCCCAUAAUGUGGGUGCUGGGUAUGCCCGGCGACGAUCGGUUCCCCGGCGUGAACGGUGGCAACACAGGACAAAUCGUCUAUGCCGUCUGCGUAACUGCAGUGGGAACUUUCUCGUGUUUACUCAAUGGCGCAGGAAGUAUUGAAGCUACAGUGACCGUCGACGAAAUUGAAGCCAGACAUCCCGGCAUUUUUGGCCCUAAUGGCGGGUACUCGCGAGCGCUGUCUCUUGCGAGCAUGAGCUGGACCUCGGGGGCAUUCAUUGGUCCUAUUUUGUCUGGAUAUCUGACCGAGAAGGUCGGAUACUAUGAAAUGAACUGCGUUAUUGCCGUUCUGUGCGCCCUGUCGACUGUGAACGCUCUCUGGAACCUCAAGUCCAAGACCCCGGCGGAUGGCCAAGGUCAACCUGACGAUCGUAAAUAA
Molecule: messenger RNA, 1395 nt
Organism: Aspergillus oryzae RIB40
Lineage: Eukaryota; Fungi; Ascomycota; Eurotiomycetes; Eurotiales; Aspergillaceae
Product: putative MFS multidrug transporter
Exons: 6
Coding region: 1-1395 (464 amino acids)
Biological process (GO): transmembrane transport
Molecular function (GO): transmembrane transporter activity
Source: RefSeq, a predicted model, not a curated record